Messenger RNA from Dissoconium aciculare CBS 342.82, 1065 nucleotides. Its product is annotated as NAD(P)-binding protein. The transcript is spliced from 2 exons. Bases 1 to 1065 code for a protein of 354 amino acids. Lineage: Eukaryota; Fungi; Ascomycota; Dothideomycetes; Mycosphaerellales; Dissoconiaceae. The record is from RefSeq and is a predicted model, not a curated record.
AUGGACCCAGCAAAAAGUUUACGUGCUCCGCAAUUUCCACUGCAUGACACUCCUCGUGUGUGGUUUCUGACAAAUGCGAACUGCCCGAUUGGCGUGUCUUUGAGUAGAGCCUUACUAGCUCAUGGAGAUUUCGUGGUAGCUGGGGUUUGGCCUCGUCAUUCCGAAGAAGGCUACGACGACUCCGAUGAUGCUCGAAGCAACGAUGGUAGCCAGGAGUCUGCAUCAUGCUUGGAUGCUUGUGCUACCUGGAAAGAUCAUCUUUGUGUGGUUCCUUUGGACGUACGAAUCAAAGCGCAAUGCCAGUCUGCAGUUGCUGAGGCGGUUCGCUGCUUUCGCCAAAUCGACAUACUAUUUUGCAACAGUUCCGAAGUCGUCCUGGGCACAGUGGAGGAAUUGUCUCAAGACACCAGAACGAUGAGCCUAGCCCGUGAUCAAUUCGAGACCAAUUUCUUUGGGAACAUCAACAUGAUCAAAGCCUCACUACCAAUCAUGCGCGAGACACAGUGUAGCCAUAUAAUCCUGCUGACUGCCAUCACCGGACAUAUCGGGACGCCUGGCCUCAGCAUGUACUGUGCUAGCCAAUGGGCCAUUGAGGGGUGGUGCGAUUCUCUUGCCUACGAGAUCGCCCCGUUUAAUAUCAAGAUGACCAUAGUGCAGCCUAAUCUGGAGGUCAAUGUCCUGACUAAUCGAGUCACAUCUGCGCCGCCGAUGGAAUGUUAUACCGAGGAAGUCAAUCCUGCGCCUCUCUCAAGAAACAUUCUUUCUCUGCUACUCGAUAGAAUUGAAGGAUCUGAGGAGCCAACAGCGGGUGAUCAGCUGCACUCUGCAGAGGUGAAGAGUGUGUAUCCAGAUCUCGGACAGGCAAUGAAAGAAGCCUUAGUUGCCGAGACAGUCUAUGCUGUAACAGCCAUAGGGGGACAUGAUAAUCCCCCGGCUCGGCACAUAGUUGGCCACGAAGCGAUUGCAUCGGUGAAAGCAAAGUUGAAAACCGUCAACGAGGAGCUCGAAGAGUUUGUCGAAUGUAGUUGUGCCGUUGAUCUGAGGCAUGCUGGGAUCCUCGACUGA